Astyanax mexicanus (Mexican tetra) is the source of this 4246-nucleotide messenger RNA. RefSeq names its product La ribonucleoprotein 1B (gene larp1b). Gene Ontology annotation, molecular function: RNA cap binding. The record is from RefSeq and is a predicted model, not a curated record. Bases 424 to 3774 code for a protein of 1116 amino acids. Gene Ontology annotation, cellular component: cytosol; cytoplasmic stress granule. Gene Ontology annotation, biological process: positive regulation of translation; mRNA stabilization. Lineage: Eukaryota; Metazoa; Chordata; Actinopteri; Characiformes; Acestrorhamphidae. The transcript has 19 exons.
GCGCGGCUCAGCGACUCGUGGCUGCUUCUAUUCGUAGUGUUUCCUUUUAGGUGAGCUGCGGAUCAUCCAAACGUCAAAGUCGAUAGCAGCUUAAAACACGGUUUAAAGUAGCUUUAUUUAUUUUAUUUUUAUUUAGAGCGUUUCUUGUCCGCCGCUUCGGCCCGGAUGGCUCGCGCAUCAACGGAAACAUAUCGGGGAUAAAUUCUGGCAGAGUAUUUAUUUAUUUUUAAAAAGUUUAGCAGCAGCACUGACUCCAGCGUUUGUUUCGGGUUUCAGGAGCUGCUGUCAGAGCCAGGGCUCGGUUUUAAGUUUAGUUUGGGUUUUAGCGGGCAGACGGAGGCGGUUUGACCAGUUGUUUCUCUCGCUGUUCUCCGUCGGGAUCGUGUCCGCGAGCUCGCCGCGUGCGUGUUUUCGUGCACCACCAUGUCCACCGUCGACUCGGCCGCGAGGGACGGCGAGCAAAACAGAGGCGACGCCGCCGCCAAACUCGACCUUCCCGAGGAGGAACCCGAGAAAAUGUGCGAAGGAGAACAAAACGACGCGACGGAGAAGGAGAACGAGCCCAGCACGACGAGCCAAGACACGAGAGAAGCAGAAAACAGCAAGGCGAGAGUGCGGGAGGCUCCACCGCCCAAAGUGAACCCGUGGACGAGGAAGAGCGGCGGCAGCAGCAGCACAUGUCCUUCCAGCGCCCACACUGACUUCCAGAACCCAGCCAAAGUUGUGUGUGCCAGCAAGCCCAGAUCCAGGAAGUCCAGUAAGUCAAGUGACUUCAGUGACAUCACAAACUGGCCCACUCCUGGAGAGAUAGCCAACAAGGAGCUGCAGCAGAACGUGAUUAACACACAGGGCAGGAAGUUGUCGACAGGACGGAGGGAGAGGAGGAGGGAUCGUGGAGGAGAAAAGAGGGAAAAGGAGAGUGGCAGUGAUGGAAGUGACAGUAAAGAGAACAGGGAGGCGCAAGAGGAGCCUCUAACACACCUCCCCACGGAGGAGGGGAAGGACAUCAGCAAAGACAUGCAAAACAGCACCACUCGCAGGAGAGGAGGCUGGAGGAGAGAGCGAGAGUUCUUUGACGAUGCAUCCAGCAUCCGCAGCGAAGGCAGCAGCGUCCGUGGCAGCCUUAGGGGGCGGGGCAAAGGUCGCGGCAGGGGCAGAGGUCGUGGUCGAGGUCGGUAUGACUACUCACAUAGUUACCGGGACUCCUUCUUGGAUAGUUCUGCCAUGCCCCAGGAUUUCGGCACCAAUAUGAUGUAUUUCUAUGACGACGGUAACCGGGUACAGAUGUACACCAUCGAGGAGAGUCUGCUGAAAGAGUACAUUAAGCGCCAGAUUGAGUAUUACUUCAGCUUGCAUAACUUGGAACGAGACUUUUUCUUACGGAGGAAGAUGGACUCCAAGGGCUUCCUGCCUAUCUCUCUGAUUGCUGGCUUCCGCCGUGUCCAGGCCCUGACCACCGACAUCAACCUCAUCAUAGAGGCUGUUAAAAACAGUGAUGUGGUGGAGCUGGUGGAUGAGAAGAUGAGGAGAAAGGAGGACCCGGAGCAUUGGCCUAUCCCUGGACUCCCAGUCGACUCCCCUCGCACAGAUUUCACUCAGCUUAUACACUGCCCUGAGUUCGUACCGGGACAGACCUUCACCUGCCUGAACGCAGUCUCAACAUCCCCAGCCAAUAACAUCACAGUCGAGCCCACCCCUACUACCAACGGCCAACUAAACGACAGCUCCGAUACAGAGGUCAAACCCCAAACUAGCAAGUCACCAACUGAGCCCAAAAAUGUGUCCAGCACAGCUGAAAGAACACCUGCAGGGCUGUGCAACAAUACGCCUGAUGCAGAUACUCCAAAAGGCCUGUCCAGCAGUCUGCCCGACCACGAGAGCCAUUGGAUCCAGGUGGAAAAACGGCAAAGAAACUCCUCCGGGAAAACCAAGCAAACUGUAAUUCUUCAUCAUCUUUCUCCUCUUCCUCAGUCUGAGCCUUCUGCAGUUAUAGAGCGCUCUGAACCGGUCCGCUCCAGUCCAAACCAGCAGCCUGAGGCCGACCAGGAGGAGCUGGACUUCUUGUUUGAUGAAGAGAUGGAACGACUGGCAGCACCUCGCAAAAACACCUUCACCGAUUGGUCGGAUGAUGACUCAGACGGUGAGCUGGACGACAGAGAUGUGAACAAAAUCCUGAUUGUGACGCAAACUCCGCCACACCUGCGGAAACACCCGGCCGGCGACCGGACCGGGAAUCACGUCUCUCGCGCCAAAAUCACAGCUGAACUUGCCAAGGCCAUCAACGACGGUCUCUAUUACUACGAGCAGGACCUGUGGACAGAAGAGGACAAGCAGUUGGACAGCACCAACAUUAAGGAAGUAGAGAACUUUAAGAAGAUCAGUGUGAUCAGUCAGGACACGUUUGAGACUUUGACCCCUAAACUGCCUGUCGAACCCAACCAAGAAGUGCCCCCUCCACCUCCUCCCUGCCAAGACGAAUCCAGCCUGGCCCAUUCAUUCCCCACCAAUGUCCCAGAAUCCUCCAGUGCUCCACGGACCCCCCGAACCCCACGCACACCCGGUCGCCAAGACCCGACAAAAACACCCCGCUUUUAUCCUGUUAUUAAGGACAGUGGCAACAUUGAUGGAAAGACUCCCCGGAAGAGGAAAACCCGACACAGCUCCAAUCCUCCCCUGGAGAGCCAUGUGGGCUGGGUGAUGGACUCCAGAGAGCACAGACCCCGCACUAAUUCUGUCAGUAGUUCUAAUGCCUCUCCAUCAGAAGGCGCCCCCCUGCAGUCAGGUAGUUAUAGCUGCACCCCUCAGUCUUUGCCCAAGUUCUGGCACCCGUCCCAUGAGCUGCUCCAGGAGAAUGGCUUCACCCAGCAGGUUUACCACAAGUACCGCCGGCGCUGCCUUAAUGAGAGAAAACGGUUGGGUGUGGGUCAGUCUCAGGAGAUGAACACACUCUUCAGGUUCUGGUCCUUCUUCCUCAGGGACAACUUUAACAGGAGAAUGUAUGAGGAGUUUAAACAGUAUGCUGUGGAGGAUGCCAAAGAGAACUACAGGUACGGAUUGGAAUGUCUGUUCCGCUUCUACAGUUACGGUUUGGAGAAGAGGUUCAGACCUGAGAUCUUUAAGGAGUUUCAGGAAGAAACUUUAAACGACUAUGAGAAAGGUCAACUGUACGGUCUAGAGAAGUUUUGGGCUUUCCUGAAAUACUCCCAUGUUAAGAACCAGGUCAUUGACCCCAAGCUUCAGGAGUGCCUCAGCAAGUUCAAGAGCAUAGACGACUUCAGAGUGGAGCCGCCAAUAGGGGAGGAGGGAGGCAGAAGACGGAGACACUCGUCCUCUGGAGGUGACGAGGGGAGACGAAAACGUCACAACUCUUCGUCAUCAUCUUCAAAACUGGCCCCACCCACAAAGCCUUCUAAUCGGCCUGCUGUUGCUACUUUAGCAGCCAAGAUGGAUAAUAACAGCCGGUCAGCUUCUCCAGGCAACACUAAAAAUGAUUUGGCCAAUCAAGGGCCAGCAAAGGCAGCCCCAGCCAAUCAGCCAACAUCCACAGCCAAUACCAAAACCAUCUCAACCAAUAACCCAGCUGCUAUAGGGCCCUCCAAAGUGGCCUCAGCCAGUCAGAAAACAUCUGCCAAGAGCUCCACUGGGGCCAGCGAUCUGACUGCAGCCGUAAAGGCCAAUCCCAAAGAGAACAUGAAGAAAAGUCUGCAGCCUGAUGCACACAAGGGAGAACCAGCGACCAGCAAAACCAAAGAUGACAGUCAGCCAAAUAAAUAAAUCCUGGACUGUGUUCUGCUUCCAGUGACCACUACUUCUGAUCUUGGAUGAGAGCGGUCUUUUCAGGUUUACUGUUUACACCGUAAAUCUGUCCCAUGAGUGAAUCAGUCAAACCGUUAACAUGAACCUCAAGUGUUAAAACCUUCAAAGCUGCAUUGAUUUCACUACGUCACUGUGUCAACCUAAAUGUUGUGUAUUAAUUGUCCCAGCAGACUGAUUUUGACUCAUGGGAAGGUUUUUCUUGUUUGCCGUUUUUAAUUAGACACUGUUUUAAUCAGUUGACUGCGAAGAAUCAUUGGGGUCAAAAUGUUUUGCUGUCAAGUUUACGAACGCUGCAUCGGAUGCAGCUUACAAAGUGUUCAAAUAUUGAAUGUACAUUUCUUUAUUUCUUUCUUUCUCUCUCUUUCUUUCUCUCUGUUUGGUUGUAUUUCUAGGGGUGCCUUACAUUUCAAAAGAAAAAAAAAAACAAAAA